Messenger RNA from Octopus bimaculoides (California two-spot octopus), 1889 nucleotides. RefSeq names its product ciliary microtubule associated protein 1A. NCBI's taxonomy places the organism in Eukaryota, Metazoa, Mollusca, Cephalopoda, Octopoda, Octopodidae. The record is from RefSeq and is a predicted model, not a curated record. Gene Ontology annotation, cellular component: cytoskeleton.
UCUAAACUAACCGGAAAUUUACAUCUGCCAUCUCGCGGCACUGAACGCCAACACUGAUUCCGUUAUUUUCUAAAACUUUCUUCGUUGUUCAUGGCCUCUGAUGGACGCUUAUUCCGCGUGACACUUGACGUUAUGGGAAACAAAACAAAAAAAUAUGUCUGUUUUGUAUGCAAUAUUUAAAAAUCUCACCACGUUAAGUCGAUAGUUUUCUGCUAUAUCGACUGAAAGAUCUGGCUUUUAGUUUCUGUGGUCUUUUUAGUCCCAUUGCUUCCAGCAAAGGUAUUUAUUUAGAUUUCAAAGAUGCAGUUCACCUAGCAGUAUGUAAACAGUUUACAGGAAGUAUAUUUUACAGUUCCAAGUUGUAGACACACUUUAUAAUCUAGGAAUGCCACCAGAUAUAUACCUUCCUGAGUGACCGAAAAAUGAGGCACAAAAAUAAGAAAACACACCGGUAUAUCUUUUUUGAAAACAACGUCUUCAGUGGUGUUUUCUGUAAAUAUUGCAGUUCCCAGUAUGUCUAUGUAUAUGUGAAUCAAUGCAUGUUUAUAAACUUUUAAUUUAUUCCGUCACCGAAUAAUAAGGACAUUUAGUUGCUAAAAAAUUUACGUCUUGGAGUAUAAGUUCGUACUCUGUCAUAAGUGUUACCUCGUUUCUGUAACCACAACUUUUAACAUUAUUUAUCUCGUUCUGAAGUGAAGGCUAAUACGAUCUAGAAGUAAGAUUUAUAAUGUGCCCUGGUAAAUUAACUGUUGAGCGACACUAAAUUGUGAUACCCGAUUGUUGAUGAUGGAACAUUUCUGGCAUAAUUCCAUGUAACAUUUUUUCAGAACGAAACGGAAUCCUUAGAUAUCUAAUUAUAACGCUUUAAAAUUAACAAACAAAAUAAACUAAAAUAAAAGCAAAAAAAAAAAAAACCCAAAAAACGAAAACAAAACACUCAAGCAGCAAUCUAUAUAGUAUUACAGUUGAUAAUAUGACCUGGAAAAUGACUUUUAAGCCAACAAAGCCACGUGGUCCCAUAGCAGCAAUGUACAGCAGUCCUGGGCCCUGCUACCAGCUACCUAACUUGAUCGGUCAUGAAGGACACGACAGUCGGAGUACGCACCAAAAGGCACCUAGCUACGUAUUUGGCCUGAAGCACGAAUCCCGGAAGAGCGGUUGUAGUCCAGGACCUAAGUACAAUUUCUCUCACUUACAAGUUUUUCGGGACGGCAAAGAUGGCACACCUCAGUACUCUCUCUAUGGUCGGCCUAAACAGCGUCCUACGACUCUUACACCGGGCCCCGGUUCCUACUCUAUUACUCCAUCUGCGAAAUCAGUAUUUGAAUCAGCUCCCACUUAUAGUUUUGGACAGCGCCACCAAAAUCGUCGUACAGACACUACUCCAGCCCCUAACAGUUAUUCUCUACCAGCAUUACUCGGGAAGACCAUUCAAGGUGGAAAGUUACAGGCACCAGCUUAUACGUUACUGGGACGAAAGUCUCUUGGAAGUUUCCAUGAAGACUUAGCUAAGUCUCCUGGUCCUUGUGCGUACGAUACUUGUAAUCCUGCAACGUACACCAAAAAAUCACCAGAAUUUAGUAUGCUAUCCAAAUGUUCGCCUCCAGAGGAUUUGCACCGAGCGCCAGGCCCAGGAGCCCAUUAUCCAGAAAACUCGUGGGUUCAUAAGCAAGCUGCACCGUGCUUUAGUUUUGGCGUUCGUCACUCCCCCUACACAGUUCCCCUUGUCGUUGAAGUGUCUGAUUAAAUCGUCUUUCUGUUUUAUACUGAAAUAUAUACCGUGUUAAACGAACAGUAAACAGAACAAUACAUGUGCCUUCCUGAGUGGUCUCUGUAAAUUUGUAUCGACUGCAACACCGCUUGUCAAAUAUAAUAUAUAUAUAUAUUUA